AUGACAUGCAGAAAGUCAGGAACGACUUUUUUCCCUAAGGUGGACGCGGCUAUAUUGAGAUCGAAAUAUCCGCCUCCGUCUUCUCACCCUGAGGUCGUUGGCCCAACCUACGAUCUGCAAAAUGUCGAUCAUCCCAUCAAAGCAUGGUCCCCAGAUCUCCACAAUGCGCUUUUCCCCGAGUCAGAAGCUUAUGAACCUUCCAUCGUUCCGGCGAAGCCCCCUUGCCUCACCGACCGAUACUUACGCGCAUCACUUUCCGAAAACGAAAGACUACGACUUGCCGUUGUCUGGUAUUAUACGCGUGAUGUUGUGAAAGAGAAAGAGCUUCUUUCUGGCCUUCAAGAGAAAGCGCAUCUUGCCCAAGAAUCCACGGGAUGGAAAUACGCAGUCAUUGGUAUCCUUGAUAUCAAUGUCUAUAUACGACUGGCGACCGUAGGACUCGAGCUGGGCAUCCUCCCACGUGGCGAAACACUGUGCGCCCACACAGUCACCAAACCCCCUGGCAAAGUAUUUCUUCUACCAAGCCUUAUGGAGGACUGGAGAUUUCGGGAUUGUCCCUACCGUGAGAGUGGGGGACUGGAAGCCUACGCCGGUGUACCCCUUCGCAUACAAACAGAGUCUGGUGAUGGUGUAUGUCUUGGAUCACUCUGUGUGGCAUCAAAUAAGAGUGAGAAACCUUUGACAAAGGCACAACAUCAGGCGCUUGUACACCUGGCGGAUUGGGUAGUCUCUGACCUUGCUCAAUGUGUGAGAGCGAAACGACAACGAGAGCGCCAUCGAAUGACCGAACUUAUUGCCGAUGCCCGGACGAAAGGACAUGACCAGGGCUCUACUGAGCCAGUUAUGGAAAUAUUGAAAUCUGUGUACGUGGAUGCCAUCGUUCGCCUCCAUCCGUCAAGAACAGCUCGUGUUGAGUUUGAUGGGGGCUAUUCAAUCUCAGUGGGUGACCUUGAAGAAGGCCUAUGGGAAGACGCCGAAUAUCUUGACAGUCUCAUUGAAACAUCAAAUCACCUGGAGCUCCCGCGCAGUCGACCGGUUCGUAUUCUUGCAUGCUCCUGUGAAAGUCUAUCGGGUCCCUCUCUACUCGUUGUGGCAUCCAACGACUUCCAUAUCGUGUUUGAUGAUGUCGAUUUAUGGUUUAUUCAAGGAUGUGCGGAACUUAUCUCACAGAUCUGGCACACCCGGCUCUUAGAAGAGGCUAUGAAAGCAAAGGAGAAAUUCCUUCGAGCAUUUUCACAUCAACUACGAACACCAAUCCACGGAAUUCUUGGGUCUGUGGAACUUCUAACUGAGGAACUACUGGCGCAAAAUUCCAGCAAAAGUCUUCCACAAACUCUCGCAAUUGAGCAAAACCUACCAGCGUCCAAUUGCAUAGGUCCUUUUACUUAUCUCAACAUGAUCGAGACGGCGGGUCGAGAUUUGACCUCGGUCAUCAACAACUUGAUAUCCCUCAACAAGUGGUCUGACAUUGCCAUGGCAGAACGGCAAUAUUCUUUGUAUACGUUUGACGAUCUGGAGACUGAGCUCGAAAAUGAGUUCAACAAAUUGACUGCGGGAGAUGCUCGGUGCACGGCUUCAGUAUUCUUCACCCAUAACCUUUCACAAAGCCAUGUUACUUUUAACACUGACCUGAUGGUUCUCCGAGACACUUUACUUCCACUGAUUAUCAACGCAGUUCGUCACACGCCUGCUGGUGUUGUAUCAAUUAUGGCAUCAGCAGAUACGGAGAAGAGGCAGCUGAUAAUUGAUAUUGAAGACACAGGUCAGGGCAUUCACCCUGACCACCAAAAACGCAUCUUCGAACAGUAUGAAAAGGUUGAUCUGCAUUCAACAGGCGCUGGACUAGGCCUUACACUGGCGUCUAAAUUUGCAUUGCUCAUCAAUGGCUCUAUCGAUCUCGUCUCGUCAGAAGUUGAUCGCGGAUCCCUUUUCAGAGCGACAUUUCACGACGUUGAGUGGGGCUCUCUACCUUCUCCUAAAAACUUUGGCAACCUGCCCCGGGACUUUUUCACAAUGAAAUUUGGAUCCGAUGACACCCUGCCAAGUGAUCAUUUCGCAUCAUAUCUCGUACGGAAUGGACUCACUAGGUCAGAGAGUAUUCAGGGCUCUUUAGUAAUCUUCGAAGAUGCUUCAGACAAUGAGAAGCACGAGGCGCGUGUUGCGCAAAUUCCCACGGGUCAAGUCGCUAUUUGCCUUCUUCCAAAGCAGCACGACCGGAGUACUUUUGAUGAGACACAGAGCGAUGUUAUAUAUUUAAGUGGGCAUUUCAUGACGUCGAAGAUCCUUUCAGCCCUCGUGCAGGCACAAGCAAAGGCACAGACCCAUGUUCACCAGAACUGCUUGCGAGUGAUGAAUCUAUCUCCGGAACCCCAAGCCCCGAAGUGGAAUGCAUCGUCAAGAACGAAAAUAUCGAUCCGUUUAGUCCUGGGAAUCAUCGUCCCGAAAACCCCAUAUCACAAGCAUUACACAAACAACUUUCACCCCCCUCUAGAAUCAUUAACAGCGACCCCGUUUUUUCGGACUUCCUCUCGGCCCCAGGUUUUGAUUGUCGAUGAUAAUGCGGUCAAUGUUCGAGUUAUGGAGAAGUACUGCCAAAAGCGGGGUUUACCAUUUGUUUCAGCAGCCGAUGGGCUACAGGCGGUUCAAACAUUUUCUCAUCAGCAAUGUGAUGGGCCCAACGGCGAAAUUUCUGAUAUCCAGCUGAUCUUUAUGGAUCUUCAGAUGCCUGUCUGUGGGGGCAUCGAAGCCACUCGCCAGAUAAGGUCGCUGGAACUGCGGAAUAAGUGGACAAAAAGCUGCCUAUUCGUUAUGACUGGCCAAGAUAGCUCGACAGACAGAAGGGCAGCGGAAGAAGUUGGCGCUGAUGAAUACCUUGUGAAACCUGUCUCACUCGGAGAACUUGACCUUGUGGUAGGUCGGCAUUUCCCAAGUUUUGCAACAGGUAGGGAAUGA
Molecule: messenger RNA, 2952 nt
Organism: Penicillium manginii
Lineage: Eukaryota; Fungi; Ascomycota; Eurotiomycetes; Eurotiales; Aspergillaceae
Product: hybrid sensor histidine kinase/response regulator
Exons: 3
Coding region: 1-2952 (983 amino acids)
Biological process (GO): protein autophosphorylation; phosphorelay signal transduction system
Molecular function (GO): histidine phosphotransfer kinase activity; phosphorelay sensor kinase activity
Source: RefSeq, a predicted model, not a curated record